Molecule: messenger RNA, 7160 nt
Organism: Heterocephalus glaber (naked mole-rat)
Lineage: Eukaryota; Metazoa; Chordata; Mammalia; Rodentia; Bathyergidae
Source: RefSeq, a predicted model, not a curated record
GGAACACCAGAGGCCGAAGGGUUCCUCUGGUACUGACAGUUCUACGACUUAAAAUUUGUCUUUCAGAACCAAUCCCUCCCCACCCCCACCUCCCAAAGGCACAAACAGAAAACAAGCAGUGAAGGGAAUACCACUUCAGCUAUGGACAGUGAUGAUGUGUUAAGAGUCUCAAUGAAGCUGGAGGAUUGAGGUGUGCUUAUGACAGGAAAGUCACGGUAUGUAACCCUGUUUCCUGGGUCCAAGGAAGCAUGAGUCUGUUGGGACUUGGGAUGAGAAGAAAACAAGAUAUCUUCACAAAGAAACCCAGGCACUAAAAAACAAAAAAACUAGUUCGAAUUCUGAAGCGAUAGAACACAACCAUGACGGACAGUGGACUUAGGGAUCCUCCAGAGGACUCUCAAAAGGAUUUGGAAAAUGAUCCAUCAGUGAAUUCUCAGGAACAGGAAACCACAGUCACAGCAAGUUCCACUGAAGAAGCUCAGACACCAAACCCUGCCUCUGGUCUUAGCAAAGAAGGCCCAGAAAGUGCAGAUACAGGUGAGAAAUCAGAAAGGUCAGAUGAAACAAAUUUUGGGAACUAUCCAAAAGAUAAAACAGAGGAUGAGAACAACCUGAGUUUUCAGGAUGGGGAACAAAAGGAUCACCUUCCUUCAGAAAAUCUGGGUAAAGAACCCUUGGAUCCAGAUGCUAAUCAUUCUCCAAGUGACAAGGGAAGAAAAGCAGAUGCAAACUUGGGAAGCAGCUCUGCCUCCCUCCCUGAGGAAAUAAAUGACAGAACCAAACCUUCUCAGGAGCCAUCUACUGCAGACUCCCAGGAGGCCAGAAGUCCCAGUCAUUCCAGAAGAGAGAGUCAGGAUUCACUGAGGAGGCGAUGGCCUUCACCAGAGGCUGGAAGUCAUGAACAAGAAACACAAACACUGGGAGAAAAGAAAGAGAUUGCACAGGAUACUAUAAAAAAGAUUAAGAAAAAGAGUUUUUGGAACUAUGGCCGCAUCAUUUUUGGCUCCCUGAUUGUGGCUCUUGUGCUAAGUUCUGUUAGUAGCUACUAUUCAUCUCCAGCCCAGCAAGUGCCCCAGAAUCCAGCUUUGGAGGCCUUCUUGGCUCAGUUUAGCCAAUUAAAGGAUAAAUUUCCAGGCCAGAGUUCCUUCCUGUGGCAGCGAGGACGUAAGUUUCUGCAGAAGCACCUCAAUGCUUCAAACCCCACCGAGCCAGCCACCAUCAUAUUUACAGCGGCUCAAGAGGGAAGAGAGACCCUGAAGUGCCUGAGCCACCAUGUUGCUGAUGCCUACACCUCUUCUCAGAAAGUCUCUGCCAUUACAAUUAAUGGGGCUGAGAGAGCCUUUCAGGACAGUGACACAGUUAAGCUGUUUGUUGACUUGGAGCUGAGCUAUGGAUUUGAGAAAGGCCAGAAGGCUGCUGUGGUACACCACUUUGAAUCUCUUCCUGCAGGCUCCACUUUGAUCUUCUACAAGUAUUGUGAUCAUGAGAAUGCUGCCUUUAAAGAUGUGGUCCUUGUCCUGACUGUUCUGCUGGAAGAAGAAACAUUAGAAGCAAAUGUAGGGCCAAGAGAAACUGAAGAAAAAGUGAGGGAUUUACUCUGGGCCAAGUUUACCAACUCGAACACUCCCAGCUCCUUCAACCACAUGGACUCAGACAAAUUAAGUGGGCUGUGGAGCCGUAUUUCACACCUGGUGCUGCCUGUCCAGCCAGUGAGGAACAUAGAAGAACAAGGGUGCUUUUUAUAAAGCUAAGCACAGAGUUGGUUAUGGAAGGCCUUAGCUUAUGAAAAGUCAGUUUAAAAGCCCUUUAAAAGGAGGUUGAUAAAUGUGAGGGAAUAGCCUGAGAAACACAAGUGAACUUAUUUUAGAAAGGAAGUUUUCAUGUUUUGCAAUUUGUAAAAUCUAAUGUAAGCUUUGAUAAAGCUAAAAAUUGACCUGACGUAAUUUUUCUUUGCCUUUUCAAGUGAAUCAGGUUUAAAAUAUUGUGUAUAAAACUAAGGAAUUUUUUAAAAUCCCAAAAUAUAGCAACAGAACCAUUGUACAGGAAGGUAUUCUCAGAGUAUCUAGAGUGAGUUUUGCUUUCUUGAGUAAGACUGAAGAGUUAUUUGGAUAGUCUUUGGAGUAAAGCCCAUGUUAUAAAGCAGUGGUAAUUUUUAGAAAAUUUUUGUAUUACAUGUUAAAUAUUUUUUAAACUCACUUUAAUUGUUGUAGGAUUGUCUUAUACUUAAUUUACACUUGGGUAGUAUGAAAAAAAUUAUUUAAACCAUUAAAUCUUUAUCUAAUACUAUGUAAGGCACUAUACUUUUAUUCCAUUAGGGAGCUGAGGUAAACGCAGCUCUGUUCAAAAAAAUUCUUAAAUAUUGGAAUGAAUGGGGAAAUUGUUUAUUAUUAUGGAAAUUAAGAAAUUUUAGUUGGCUGUAUCUUUACUUCAUCUUUCGUGAAUGACUUAGAGUAGUGGUUCUUAAACUACCAGCACCUCUCCCCUCUGUAUCAGAGCAGUUCUGCUUUUGACUGUUUUAUAUGUUCAGUUUCUGUGUAAGGUUCCAUUGGAACAAGAAGUUUCACUCAUAAUGAAGUUUGAAAACCAUUGAUUAAAUGAAAAAAAAUCUUAGAGAUAUGAGUUAUGAGUAGAAAUUUCUUAGGAGAAAUGAGUAGAAAAAUUAUUAAAAGUAUUAAAACUUAUGAGUAGGAAGAUGAAGUAGAAGUUUAUAGAACAAAAAUAGUGGAACAGCAGAAUGUAUAAGGUAGCAUUUACUAACAUUUUUCUGAUGCUUUUGUUCCUGUCCAUUAAUCAUUUCUGUCUAGGUUGAAUGGAGUUUUUAUAAUUGUCUAGGAUGAAAAAAGAACAAUUUCUUCCUUCCUUCCUUCCUUCCUUCCUUCCUUUCUUUCUUUCUUUCAUUCAUUCUUUCUUUCUUUCUUGUACUGAGACUUGAACCCAGGGAGAGCUGAACUACAUCCUCAGCCUUUAUAAAACUUUUAGACAGGAUCUCACAAGGUCCUAGGCUGACCUGGAACUUGGUGAUCCUCCUUCCUCAGCUUCCUGAGUAUCUGGGAGUACAAGUAUGUUCUACCAUGUCUGGCAGAAGUUGAUAACCAAUUUUCACAGUAGCUUUUAUAUGGGUACAUUUUACCAAAUGGUUUAUUUGCUACACUGUGAUGAACUUCUUAUAAUGCAGCUCAUUUCUUGACAGUUAGAAGUACCAUUAUGUUAAGAAUUAGAGAAAUGCAGAAGAUGUUAAUUUAGUGAGAAAAAGCAAAAAUAACAAUUCAUAGAAGUUUUAAUAGCCAGAAUCAGUUGUUGGACCAUGUUCUACGAAUGUAAGAAAAAAUUGAGAACAGUGUGUAUGGAUCGUAAUAGUUGAUUAUAUUUGAGCUCUGAAAGCAGAAAUUAGUAAAAUGAUCCAGACCUAUCAAAGAGUCUGUUCUAAUACAUGGUCUGGGAAUGUUUUAACUAGGUUUUGGCCUCUCUACUUCUAAGAGAGCAUAUGUAUUUAUGUGUGUGUCUGUGUGUGUGUGUGUGUGUGCGCGCAAGUGUGCAUGGGUGCACAUAUAUAUGUAUAUGUAUGCAUAUAGUUGUCAUGUGAUUAUAAAAAUGGAAGGAUUUUAGGAAACACUAAGAAAAUUAUGAGGAUCUUUUAAUGAUACUUAUGAGUAUCACAAAGGCAUGAGGAAGGAUCUAUUUGAAAAUAUUUGCCACAGGAAAAACAAAAUUGUGUUUUUGUAGGAUUAAAUUAAGUAUAAAACAUAAUUGUACAGGGCCUGAGGUAUGCUCAGCUGAGUGUAGAGGUAUACCUGAAGGAAUAGUUUGCAUUUGGGACUUUGAAGGAAUCUUUCCGUAGAUUUGAGGAGAGACCUAACCACAAAGUUAAGUAUAAUGAAUGUAAUAUCAGUGUCAAUCCAAUAUAAAAUCAGGCAAUUGAAGAAAAAUCUGUAUACCAUAUUCAAAUUUUUUUCUAUAUUAGAUACUAGCAUUAUAUCACCAAACCAGUGGUGCCUUGUAGAAUUGUUACGUUGCCCUGCUGACCUGUGCUGCCUCAGAUCUAUAAAGGAACCAGUCUGCAGUAUACAUACCUGCCUCUAUCUGAUAGAGAUUGCAAUUGAAACAAAAGUAAUUGUUUCUUCAUUUAGUUAAAUGUGGUUUUUGAUCAUUUGCUGAAUUUAGGAUAAUACAUUUCUGAAAGUUAAAUUUCUUUUGUUUGCUGUUUAGCCUUUGUUAAAAACAUUUUUCUUUCCAUGUAUAAGUGCAAUCAACUGAGACUUGUCAGUUUUCUGUCCACUAUUUCAAAAAUCAUUCUAAAAAGAAGCAGUGUAUUAGAUCUGGGUCUUCUUAUGACUAGAUGACUAUUUUUGUCUUUUUUUUUUUUUUUUUUGCUACCACAGUUGAACUCGGGUCCUUACACUUGCCAGGCAGGCAGCAGAACCACUGAGCUAAAUCCCCGGCUAGAUGAUUAUUUUUAAAGCAUAAAACUAUUUUUUAAAUGUACAAAUAAUUAAAAUUAUUAUCUAAUGUACUCUUUUAGGUUAAUUUCUCUUCCUUAUUUCUAUUUUUAUAUUUUCAAGCUCUCAAAUGUUUCUGCUUAUUUGACCUAGAUUUGUGGGGAUUUGGUAUUAUACAUGGUACUUAAACAUCACCAUUCAAUUAUUACUACAGAAUAUCUUUCAUUACAUUAUAUAUAAAUAUAAAUCACUUCUUGAGUAAUACCUGAGUUGUAGAAGCAAGUUGGGGAAUCAAAAACUGUCUUUGAAAUUAGAUUUUUAUUUCCAUAAGAUAAAAUUUAGGUUUUCUACUUAGUUUCCAGAGAUUAGCAGAGAAGAUCCAGGGGGCUCAUAUCACUAGAGGUAGUAAUGCUAUUUGUCUCAUUUCUGGGGGGUUAUUUUUGUUUUGGUUUUUGGUUUUUGGUUUUUUUGAGAGAGGGUCUCACUAUGUGGUUCAUUCAGACUGGCCUUGAACUCACUAUAUUAGCCCAGGCUGGUCUCAAACUCACAGUGAUCCUCCUAUCUCAGCCUCCAAAGUGCUGGGAUCACAGGUGUGUUCUACCACAUUUGGCUCCAUUUCUGUUUUAAGCUAGUCAGUAAAAUAAUUUUAAUGGGUUUCAUUUGGAUCCUUCAAGGUUACAGUGGUUAAUGACGUUCAGUGUGCCCAUGACCCACCAUCCGCACAGUUGUGGCCCAGUUGAAGUGCUAGCUGCUAAGUUGGCUUUGAUUCUUUACACAGCUUUUGUUUGUUUUAUACUUUUAUCUGUGAAAGACAGGAAACAGCAUGUGAUGUAGAAGUGUACACCUAUAGUUACAGCACUAGGGAGGCUGAGGCAGGAGGAUUGCUAUGUGUUUGAGGCCAGCCUGGGCUACCUAGUGAGUUCAAGGCCAGCCUGGAACACAUAGUGAGACCCUGUCUCAAAAAAACAAAACAAAAAGACAAUAUUGAUAGAUGAGUAUUGAUACAAAAUGAGUAUUCAUAGAAUAUAACAAAAAAAUGAGACUAGUCCAGCAAGGUGAUCUUCACUAGGACUGUUGUGCUGAGCAAAAUUUUUGAACCCUAGUGAAUUUUGCUUUUGUGUACUUAAAAAAUUAAUAGACUUUGCCAGGAUUGAUGUCGGGCUUCUUGGCAUUUCUCUUCUCCCUACAUUUACUUUUGCAUUUGUUCAUAUAGAAGUUGAAUGUGCCUUACUCAAAUUAGUUUUCUGGUUAUUAUAAAAAAUAAAUCUCCUUAAUUUUUCUCAGCUGACUGAUUCUUGAUUAAAGUUUCCAAAAUAGUUUAUUGAAAUGAGAUGUGGUUAUUAAUGUGGGAAAGGACACUCCAAUCAUUUGGCAAGUAGCUGAGGAGCUAAAGAAUCCUGUGAUGGGCAGGUAGCGUUUGUUUCCAUUAGUGAAAGAGGUACAGUGCAGACACUGCCUACAGUCUACUGCAGUUGUCACAUAGCAUUCUUUGCUAUUCCAACUCAAUGAAGCUUUCAUGAAGUAAGGGAGAAAGAAUGAAGUAAUAAGUACAGCCCUGGGAGUUGCUCCAACCCAGGGUUUCUCCAGACUGAUUGGGAAGGUAUUUAAGUGUGGGCAUAUGCCUGAAGGGGGAAGGUGGGUGCGUGUUAAGAAUUUCAGUCUCAGAAUGUUGCCCAGUGAGGAUUAGAGAGCUGAAGCAUGUGAAUACCUUAUCUCAGCCCUUCACCGCCCCUCUUCAAGCAUUUUCCCCUACUGUCUGUACUCAACUAAAACCAAAGGAUUUAUUAAACUUUUUACAAUCAUUUCCUGUCAAGUAUGAAUAGAAUCCUGAAAGUCUGCAAGAUUUAUUCUUGUAGUUGAGAAAAACAGUAACUCUCAGGGGUUAGCAUAUCUUAAAUUAUGAGCUUUAAGUGAACUGGGCUAAAGUCAAGUGAUAAGAUGAGCCGGAGGGCGAAGAACAGAAUUUCCUAAUACAGCAGCAACAUGAUUUUCUUAUGGCAUAACACCACUUGAAGAUGUUAACAGUCUUCUCUAAAUGCACCAAAACAGACAAGCCUCAGUACUAUAAAAACAGAUUAUUAAGGAAAGGACGGGCUAUGAAAUAUUUAGUUACUCUAAGUAAAUUGUGAUUUUAAACAGGUUGUAAUAGAAAUGAUGUCAAAUCUGAAGUUACAGUAUGGAUCAUCAAAUGUUUGUGUAGAAGCAGCAGCAUCAAAUUAAACUAAGGAAAUAUCUUGGCUCCUGGACCAAGAUAUUAGCUACUUUUAAAAAAGGAAAAAUGUAAGCAGAUAUCGUGCUCUUAGCAGCAUCAUUCGUAACAGUUACAAUGGAGAAACAACCCAAGUGUCCAUCCACAGAUUAAUGGAUAAGCAAAAUAUGGUAUAGUAUAUGCUAUAUAUAAUGGAAUAUUCAGCCUUAAAAAGGAAAUUUUGACAUAUGCUACAACAUGGUGAAUAUUGAGAACAUACUAAGCCAGCCACAAAAAAUGAUUACACUUGUGUGAAGUACUUAACAUAGUCAAAGCCAUAGAGAGAGAACGUAGAGUGGUGGUUGCUAUGGGCUGGAGGAGGAAAGAAUGAGGCAAUAUUGUUUACAGGAGGUACAGAGAUUCAGUUUUACAAGAUGAAAAGAGUUCUGGAGAUAGGUGGUGACAGUGGUUACACAACAUGAAUGUACUGAAUUCCUCUGAAAUGUAUACUUAGCAAUAAAAAUUUUAAUGAUUAA